Messenger RNA from Rotaria sordida, 3426 nucleotides. The record is from the annotation of a GenBank genome assembly. NCBI's taxonomy places the organism in Eukaryota, Metazoa, Rotifera, Eurotatoria, Philodinida, Philodinidae.
AUGGUGAAAACUAUUCGUGUUAGCAUUGGUAUUAUUGUACGAUACCGUAAAUAUGGAGAUGUUUUUCGUCCACAAAUAGGAUUGUCUGGUUUUAAUAUUGUCAUUAGUGUUUUUGGUUUACUGGCCGGUAUCUUUGGUAUAGUCGCAAUGACGAUGAGAUCUAGAGCAUUCGGUAUAAUUGCUGCUAUUAUGGCUGGUAUAACAGGUGUCUUUGCAAUUGCUUCAUUAGUGAGUGCACUUGUUAUAAAUGCAAAGUCAUUGAGUUAUGUAAGUUCACGUUUUGGUGACCAUAUGAUGAAUUAUAAGAAUAGUGAGAAUUCAAAAAAUAUAACUGAUCGUUUACAAUAUACCUAUACAUGCUGUGGUAUUAAUACGUGGCUUGAUUGGUCAUAUGUUGACCUAAAUUCAACAUCACCAAUGACAACCACAAUGGAGAUGACUACCACUGCUUCAAUAGUGACUAGUGCCGCUGAUGUUACUGAAUCAGUUGUUCCCGUAAUAAAAAAUGAGCCAAGUAAUGUAAGACGAAAACGUCAAGAAACAUCUCCUUAUGGUGGUAUUCCAGGUUUGCCAAUUACAUUCGGUGUUUUUUUACCUAAAUCUUGCUGUAGUAGUGACGCAUUUUUAACAAAUAGUACAUCAGAUACUUAUUGUGUAUCGAAUGCUAAUAAUGUUCCAAAUAAGUUUUAUCAAAUUGGAUGUGCAAAACAAAUUGAUGUCAUUGCUGGUAAUCAAGCAAUGGGCUUUGGUGUUAUUAAUUCUUUUAUGGUUGUUUUGGGAUUCGUCGCUAUGCCUUUAGUGAUGCAAGACUUAAAGGUUAUUCAAACAAAAUUAAAUGAUGAUCUCUUUUCAACAACACAAGAAACAUGUCUUGCUUUAUGUCGUGUACAAGACAUAACUAAAAAAUCAAAAGACAAAAUGUAUAUUUUAUGUGCUUGUAUUUAUCAAAAAGCAGAUCCACAACCAACAUUACAUAUAGUUCGAUUAGGUGAAAAAACAAAUGAAAUAGCUAAAAAGAAAAUUAAUAUAUUAUUAUCGGAUAUAAAAACAAUUGAUUAUGCUCCAGUAAUAAAUGAUAAACGUCAACAAUCAUCAUUAUGUAUUGAUAUAAUAACAACAGAUCGAGAAUUUUCAUUUCUUGCAUUAACGUCAGAAGAAAAAAAAGAAUUUUUUACUAAUUUAAGAAAAAUAACAGCUCAUUAUUUAAAACAUAGUCGAGAUAAACCUAAAUAUCUUAAUACUCCAAAUGAUGAUAAUGAUUUAAUAGGAAAUACAUCAAAUCUUGAAUCAUUAUCAAGUCGUCCAUCAUUACCUGAAACAUGGGAUGCAAUAACACAACAAGAAGAACAAGAUUUAACUAAUCUUAUGUCAGAAAAUGAUUUUGCUAUUAAAGAUGCUGAACGUUUCGUUGAUAUGCUUCAACAACGUUUAACUGAUCUUGAUGUGGCAAAUGUUGAAACAGUAAUGGCAUCAGAAAAAGGUGCUGUUCAAUUAAUGAAUAUGUUAGAUAAAGCAGUUGAAGAAAUAUCAAAAAUUGAUGGUCGUUUAGGUCUUUAUGAAAAAAAAUUAAGUACAGUAGCUGAUGCAGUAAAAAUUAUGAGUCGAAAAGAUUCAUUAAUACAAAUUGAAACAGCUAAUGUUCAAAAAUUAACUGAAGCACUUGAAAAUUUACUUGAAAUGCAAGAUUUUUCAGAAGAUAAUAUUCAAUUAUUACAAAAUAGUGAUUUAACAAAUGAUAAUGAUCGAACAAAAUGUAUUCACGCAGCAACAUUAUUAACUCAAGCAUUAGCUGUACAAUUACAACCAGGCAUGGAAAAAAUGUCUGCUAUUAGACAACGACGAGAUUUACUUGAACAAACGCAAAAAGCAUUUUCAUUACGAUGUAAAAAUUUUCUUAGUAGUAAAUUUGUUUUUCAUGCUCAAGAAUAUGGUGAUCGUUUUGAAUUAGGUGGUAAUGAAUUACCACAUCAUGGUGAAAAAGUAACCAGACCACUUUUACCUUUUAGUCCUUUAUGUCAAUGGUUAAAAAUAUCAUCACCCAAUCACUUUAAAGAUGUUUGCCAAGCUUAUAUUUCACAAAUACGACCAAUUUAUGCUAGAGAAAUUCGUGGAUUUUUUGAAUCAGCUAAAUUAGGUGUUACACGUGGUGUUGUUGCAAUGCCGCCAGAAAAACGUUCUGUUGGAUCUGUUUCAACAUUAAAUACAAUUCGUCGAGAUAAACAACAUACACAAAGUCAAUUAAGUAGUAGUAUACCUGAUUAUGAUCCAUUUUCAUUACGAAAUUCAACAAAAGAAUUUCGUACACGAUGUGAUAAAAUUUUUCAACGUGUUCUAAUGCAAAUUGCACCUGUUGUACGUGAAGAACAAUUAUUUUGUGUGAAUUUUUUUAAUUUUCUUGAAGAAGAAACUAUUUCAAAUGAAAAUGCGCCAGAUUCAACAGAAAGUAUUGAAAAUUUUAGUUCAUCAGGAUUAAAACAAAUGCUUUCGGAAUUAUUUGAACCAUUUGAUAAUGAAAUAAAAACAUUAAUUUCACAUAUAAAAAAUGUUGAUCCAUUUACGGUUCUUUAUUUAUUUGUUCGUAUGAGUGAAAAUACAAUAGCUGUACAAAGUUUUGGAGCAUUUCUUAAUAAAUUAUUUGCUGGAAAUUUAAUAUUACUUAAACGAGAAGUUGAUAGUUAUAUUAAUGAUGUUUGUUUACGUAUAACUGAAUAUCGUCCAGUUAAAAAUCGUCGAGUUGGAAUUUUACCAUUUGUGAAUUAUUUUGCAGACUUUACUGAAGAAGCAGAAGUUAUUUUUGAUAAAUCAGCAAGAGCAGUAGAUUUACAUAGAGUUUAUAAAAAUUUAGUAGCAGCUAUUUUUCGAGGUAUUGAAGACUGUGCUGCUACAAUGGUUCAUGAUGCAAAAACACCUGAUUCAAUGGUUCGAUUGGAAAAUUAUCAUCAAAUGCAACAUAUAAUGGGUAUUAAUAAAUUAUCUGCAUUAGAAAAUGAAAAACAAGAAGCACGAAAACAUUAUAAUACUGCAAAAGCUGAUUAUGAACGUGAAUAUUGUAGAUUUCCAUUUGAACGAUUACAUAAUUUUUUUGAACGUGUUGAUGAACUUCGUAAACGUUUAGCUAAAGAUGAAGAUGUACAAUUUCAAAGUGAUUGUAGUGUUAUUGAAUUACGUCGUCUUGUUCGUGAACAUCCACCAAAAGAAGUUAAACGUGGUCUGGAAAAUUUAUAUAAAAAAAUUGAAAAACAUCUAUCAGAAAAUUCAUCACUUAUGCAAGCAAUAUGGCAUGAUAUUCAAACUCUUGUGCUAGAAGAACAUCAACGAAUGACAAAAUUAAUUGAACUUUGUUAUCCAAAUUCGAAUAUACAACUUGACUUUACUGUUGAACAUCUACUUACGUUUUUUACAGAAACAGCACAUACUUCACUUUAA